AUAACAUUGCAGUUUGUCAAAUGUAGCAUUGCGUGUAACUUGAUUUUUAUUACUUUUAGAUCGACAUCAGCAUGACUGGUCUGCAACAGAACGAGAUAAUAUAUAUUGCAGUCCUUAGCGUGCUCAUUGCUCUCAUUUUGGUUGGCAAUAUUUUAUUAUGCAUCGUUUUCUUCCUGUAUCAAAGACUACGCACAGUUACGAACUAUUUUAUCAUAUCCUUAGCGUGCAGCGAUAUAUUUGUUGCGUUGGUUCCCAUGCCGAUUUUCUUGUACUUUAUCAUAAAGAAAACCUGGCCACCAAUGAUACAAAGUGACACGUUUGCAUUGAUUGACGUGAUCACAUGUGUAUCAUCUAUUGGAAACUUAACUUUGAUAAGCAUUGACAGAUACUUUGCUGUUGUCGUUCCACUUAAACGUAAGGCGUAUAUGACAAGAAGGAAAUCUUUGUUUAUGAUUGGAUUUAUUUGGAUUUGGAGUGUGAGUGUUGCUUCAGCCAAUCAGUUACUUCCCUUUAAUGAAUAUACAUACGUUAUCAUGUUACUUGGUGUGCUCGCUCCCUUCAUUAUCAUGAUUUUUGCGUAUGUUGCAAUUUUUUACACAGUACAAAAAAGUCGAAAAGUGUCGAAAAGAUCAGUGGCAAGGGAAUGGAAGGUAGCUAAGACAAUUUUAAUUGCUAUCACUGUCUUCUUCCUGUGUUGGACACCGUUCUUAGUUGUGAAUCUCUACGUAGUAAUGACAAUGAAACCAGUUUCACAAGUUCUUGUCUACGGCGUAAAAUGGCUACAGUAUUUUAACAGUUCCUGUAAUCCAAUUAUUUAUGGAUUAUUUCAUGAUCAAUUCGCAACAGCGAUUAAAAGUUUUUUGAGGAAGUGCUUAGGAAAGCCGGAUACACCUUUUAAGAAGGGGAGCCAAUACCCGUCAAAACUUACAAUGAGCACUGGGGCGAAAUCUUUGCGUUUCGAUGGAAGCUCGAAAAACUCUGUUUCUUUAGGACGUAAAGAAUAUCAGGAUGAAAAUUUGAAACAUGAAAAAGUGUUAAAUCAAACCAACAAGCUAAACUCAAUCAAUGAAUGCCAGGAAGCAGUUGAAGAAGUUGCAAGUAAGAGAGAGCAAUUGGCGAAAGAAGUAACCCAAAACGAAAUGUUGAGGGACAUGCGAAAAUCAGAAGAUGGAGAAAUUGUGAUAAUCGUUGAGCAAUCAAAAGAAGAUACUCAUGAGACAAGUCACAGCAAAGUUAAAGACGAAAUGGCAAAGGAAAAUAAUGUGGAGACGAAUGAAAUUGCAAAUGGUGUAAAUUCAAAUUGUACAGGAAAGGUAUCCAGGCCUAACAUACAGUGCAAAUUAUAUCGUAAUUGCACUGCUCGGAGUGCAAAUAUUUCUUAA
Messenger RNA from Hydractinia symbiolongicarpus, 1382 nucleotides. RefSeq names its product histamine H2 receptor-like. Gene Ontology annotation, biological process: G protein-coupled receptor signaling pathway, coupled to cyclic nucleotide second messenger; chemical synaptic transmission. The coding region runs from base 72 to 1382 and encodes 436 amino acids. Gene Ontology annotation, cellular component: membrane; dendrite. The transcript has 3 exons. Gene Ontology annotation, molecular function: G protein-coupled serotonin receptor activity; neurotransmitter receptor activity. NCBI's taxonomy places the organism in Eukaryota, Metazoa, Cnidaria, Hydrozoa, Anthoathecata, Hydractiniidae. The record is from RefSeq and is a predicted model, not a curated record.